AAUCGGAGUAGAUGGCCAGAGUGCAUUUACAUCUUUAAACUGGUUUUGAAUUUCUCCCUGACCAAGAUGGCUGCCAUUUUUGUCCCAUUACGGAACUUUGAGAGUUUAUGACAUAGCCACUCGAUCGUAUGGUGAAGUCAGACCUCUAGCAGGAUAGAGUUCAUUCCCAAUAACACUUUCUCUGGAAUUUAAUAUUAUAUCGGCCAGGUUCGAGAGAGAGGUGAUCGAAUUUGACUGACUUCUGGAUCGGGGCGCUGGUCACAGGAGGUUCAGGAUGAAUAAGCUACGGCAGAGUUUCAGGCGGAAGAAAGAGGUGUACGUUCCAGAGUCCAGCCGCCCACACCAGUGGCAGACAGACGAGGAGGCGGUCCGCAGCGGCAAGUGCAGCUUUGCAGUCAAGUACCUGGGUCAUGUAGAGGUGGAGGAGUCCAGAGGAAUGCACAUCUGUGAGGAGGCUGUGAAGCGUCUCAAGACGGACAGGAAAUUCUUCAAGGGCUUCUUUACAAAAGCAGGAAAGAAGGCUGUGAGAGCUGUGUUGUGGGUCUCAGCAGACGGUCUCCGUGUGGUAGACGACAAAACCAAGGACCUGAUCCUGGACCAGACAAUAGAGAAAGUAUCGUUCUGCGCUCCGGACAGGAACUUUGAGAGAGCCUUCUCCUACAUCUGUAGAGAUGGAACUACUAGACGUUGGAUCUGCCACUGCUUCAUGGCUAUCAAGGACUCGGGUGAGCGUCUGAGCCACGCGGUGGGCUGUGCCUUCGCUGCCUGUCUGGAGAGGAAACAGAAGAGAGAGAAGGAGUGUGGCGUCACAGCAACCUUCGACUCCAACAGAACCACCUUCACCAGGGAGGGCUCGUUCCGAGUUACCACGGCGACAGAAGCCGCAGAGCGAGAGGAGGCCAUGCGGCAGUUACAGGACAGGAAAGCGGAGGGCGAUGUCAAGUCCUCCAUCCCGCUCUCCUCAGGCCCCAGUGGGGGUGUGGUGAACCAGGCGGUUGCCCCUCUACCAGGGCCCCCGUCCCCCUCCUCUUCCCCCCCCCUGGGCAUGGGAGGCACUCUGGGCCCACAGGUUAUCCCCCGCAGACACGCCCCAGUGGAGGCCCUGGCAAGACAGGGUUCCUUCAGAGGGUUCCCAGCCCUCAACAACAACUCCUCUCCCUUCAAACGGCAGCUGUCCCUCAGGAUAAAUGAGCUGCCCUCUACCCUGCAGAGGAAUUCUGACUUCCCCAUGAAGAACACAGUCCCGGAGGUGGAGGGGGAGGGGGACAGCAUCAGCUCGCUGUGUACCCAGAUCACCUCAGCCUUCAGUGGGCCUCCAGAAGACCCCUUCUCCCAGGCCCCAAUGCCCCGACCAGCCUCCUCCCCACAGUCACCUGUAGCGCCUCCCGGAGCUCAGCCAGCACCGCCCCCUCCACUGCCUGCCCGAGACACUAACCCCUGGGCCAAGACCCCUGGUCACGCAGGGCACCAUAGCCCCCUGGCCUCUUCCUCAGCACGCCCAGGAGGUGAUUGGACAACCCCAGUGAUUGUAGCGCCUCCCUCCGCCACAUCAUCUCCGUCUCACCACUCCCACCGCCGCACGCCGUCGGAGGCUGACCGCUGGCUCGAGGAGGUCACCAAGUCUGUCCGCGCUCCGCAACCCGGGUCCACACCGCCCUCCCAACCUUUCCUCACCCCCAACCCCCCAGCCUUCUCUACGCCCCCAACCCAGGCUUUCAUUGUCCCCAUGCCUUCCACCCAGGCCUUCCCUGCCACGCUACCCCCUAACCAGCCUUUCUCCACACCCCCUUCCCAGGCGUUUUCUGUACCCACGCCCCCAACCCAGGCGUUUGCUGUACCCACCCCCCAACCCAGGCGGUUGCCCCUGUGGCCUUCAUGUCCUCCCUGUCUCCCGUGAUGCCCAUGCUGCCCCCUCGCCAGCUGGCCUACCACGCCCAGACCCCAGCCUCCUACCCCAUGUCCAACGGGCUACCCUAUGCCCAUCCCAGUGUGCCCAUGGUGGGCAUCACACCCUCUCAGAUGGUGGCCAAUGUGUUUGGUUCAGCCACCCAGCCCCAGGCGUACCCCACCCAACGGUAUGACCCUGCUCAGCACGCUGUGUGUAUCCCGUUCAGCAACCCCCACCAGCAGCCCCUUCACUUCCAGGCACCCAAUGGGUGUGUAGCCUUCAACGGGGGUGGGGCCGACAGCUGGGCCCCUCCAUCCCUGCCCCCUCCGUCCUCCCCGGCCCCUCCCCUGCCCCCCCAGCCC
Molecule: messenger RNA, 2250 nt
Organism: Coregonus clupeaformis (lake whitefish)
Lineage: Eukaryota; Metazoa; Chordata; Actinopteri; Salmoniformes; Salmonidae
Product: protein numb homolog
Exons: 11
Coding region: 275-1897 (540 amino acids)
Molecular function (GO): cadherin binding
Source: RefSeq, a predicted model, not a curated record